CUAUUGUGCGGCCCGAGUACAUCUUGCGUCUCUGAAGCAAGGGUCCUUACCGAGCCCGCUGUGGGGAAUCUAGGCGUGAACCCCAAGAUCGAGAGCCUCACUUCUGCAGUGCAUACCUUGCAGCCCGGUGUGCCGCUGUUGCUGGAAUAGGACGUGCGUGAUCCCGCUAAUCCUAUCGAAAUUACCCGAUCGUCGGCCUUGAUACGCCUUUCAGCACGCACUCAUCUCGUCUAGAUAUUCGCCACAAGCCAGACAAGGAAAGGCGAACAAUGGCGGAUAUCCCGUUGCAAGUCAUCUCCGAGAAUUCGGCCUCUGAAAGGAGAAUCACGCCAUCAUGGUCGAUCAGCCAACUGAAGAGGAAACUUGAACCUGUGACGGGGAUCCCUCCGUCGUCUCAGCGCAUUAGCUUGAAGACUGCCUCCAAGGAAACCAUAGCCGUCGAGGCUGUAGAUGAAGACACAACGGUUCUGUCAAACUUUCCCCUAUCUGCUUAUGCAGAACUGCAUAUCGUUGAUACUCGGCCAGCUAGCGCCAAGCUGAACUUCAAUGAUACCUCCGGGGUUGAGAAAUACAUUAUGCCGGAGGAGGAGUACGAGAAGAAAUCCGAUUCGGUAUUGGCUUGGAAGAAGGCCGAAAGACUUGGUCGCUUCAAUCCUGACGCUCCCAGCCUAGAGAAGGCUAAGAUUGACGGAUUUGCUGCCGAAAUUGGAAGUAGAGGCAUAGAGGUGGGUAAACGGUGCAGAGUCGGCGGCGAUGACUCUCGAAGAGGAGAGGUCAAAUAUGUCGGCGAAGUUAAAGAGAUUCCGGGAUCCAUAGGUGCUUGGAUCGGAGUUCAACUUGAUGAGCCAGUCGGAAAGAACGACGGAAGCAUUAGCGGCACUAGAUAUUGGGGUACCGAAUCGGCACUCAAACAUGGCGUCUUUGUCAGACCAGAAAGAGUCGAAGUAGGCGAGUACCCUGUCCUCGAUGACUUGGAAGACAUGGAAGAAAUAUGACCGGAUGUUUUCAUUUCUCAUAUGGAUAACAUGCGGCAACCACUACCCCCGAGACUGAUUUUGCACUACAAGUACAUGGUUACAUAGAAGCGACAGCGAUUCGCGUAGUUUAGUUUGAGAGAAAAUUGAAUGAGUGACUAAA
Molecule: messenger RNA, 1137 nt
Organism: Annulohypoxylon maeteangense
Lineage: Eukaryota; Fungi; Ascomycota; Sordariomycetes; Xylariales; Hypoxylaceae
Product: CAP Gly-rich domain-containing protein
Exons: 2
Coding region: 270-995 (241 amino acids)
Biological process (GO): post-chaperonin tubulin folding pathway; cytoplasmic microtubule organization; tubulin complex assembly
Cellular component (GO): nucleus; microtubule plus-end; cytoplasm
Molecular function (GO): alpha-tubulin binding; microtubule plus-end binding
Source: RefSeq, a predicted model, not a curated record